Molecule: messenger RNA, 756 nt
Organism: Triticum turgidum subsp. durum (durum wheat)
Lineage: Eukaryota; Viridiplantae; Streptophyta; Magnoliopsida; Poales; Poaceae
Source: the annotation of a GenBank genome assembly
AUGGAGACGGCCCGGGCCCCCGCCGCCCCCGCGACGUCCAGGCCGCGCACCGUGGAGGCCAUCUUCAGNNNCUUCAACGCGCGCCGCGCCGGCCUCGUCCGCGCGCUCACCUCCGAUGUCGACGACUUCUUCGACAGCUGCGACCCAGAUAAGGAGAACCUCUGCCUCUACGGCCACCCCGACGGGACCUGGGAGGUGUCGCUGCCGGCGGAGGAGGUGCCCCCCGAGCUGCCCGAGCCGGCCCUCGGCAUCAAUUUCGCCCGCAACGGCAUGAACCGCCGCGACUGGCUCUCCCUCGUCGCCGUCCACUCCGACUCGUGGCUCCUCUCCGUCGCCUUCUUCUUCGGGGCGCCGCUCACCGCAAACGAACGGAAGCGCUUGUUCAGCAUGAUCAACGAUCUUCCAAAUGUGUAUGAAAGUAUGGUUGGCAGGAAGCACAGGGACAGGUCUGGUGUUGAUAGCAGUGGCAAAUCCAGGCACUCAUCAAAGCCAAAGCAACGAACUGAUGAUGUCCGCCCAAAGAACUCCAGGGCAGUUGCUCGAGAGGAAGACGAGGACGAGGAUGAAGAAGAACACAGCGAAACCUUUUGCGGAAGCUGCACUGGCAUAUACAACGCAAGCGAGUUCUGGAUCGGGUGCGACAUUUGCGAGCGGUGGUUCCACGGGAAAUGCGUGCGGAUAACCCCGGCCAAAGCGGAUCACAUAAAGCACUACAAGUGCCCUGAAUGCAGCAGCUCCAAGAAAAUGAGGCAGUAG